Molecule: messenger RNA, 1575 nt
Organism: Paecilomyces variotii
Lineage: Eukaryota; Fungi; Ascomycota; Eurotiomycetes; Eurotiales; Thermoascaceae
Exons: 3
Coding region: 1-1575 (524 amino acids)
Biological process (GO): nucleocytoplasmic transport
Cellular component (GO): nuclear pore
Molecular function (GO): structural constituent of nuclear pore
Source: RefSeq, a predicted model, not a curated record
AUGUUUUCAGCAAAGACGUCUGCUCCAGCGGCUGGAGGAUUGACCAUCAACACCGGGUCGGCCAACUCACUAUUGGAUCAGGCCCAGAAGAGGAAAGCGGAGAAGGAAGAAGAUGAAAUGGAGCGGGACAUGAAGAAGCUAAUGCAGAUAUUCAACUCGGAUAGUGGUGGUGCCAAUACUCAGACGACAUCUGCGACUACGCCCGCGAAUACCAGUACUACCGGCGGUGGUCUAUUCGGCAACUUGGGAGGCAAUUCAGCUACUCAGCAAAAGCCUAGCGGCGGAUUGUUUGGCAACUUGGGAAGUGCAACGACAUCGCAACCCCAGAGCGGACAGAAUAUGUUCUCUGGCCUUGGCUCGGGCAAUACAAGUGGUGCACAACAACAAAGUGGCACGGCGACAACGAGUGCUGGAGGCGGUCUUUUUGGAGGUUCCCUCUCAUCUACAGCGCAAGCGAAGCCUGGAGGUUUGUUCUCCGGCCUGGGCACCAAUACCAGCACCACUCAAAGCGGUACUACGGGAGGCGGCUUAUUCGGCAAUACGGGCAAUACAUCUACGACACAGACUCAGUCGAAGCCGCUUUUUGGAGGCCUUGGAAGCACGACAACUGGAGGGGGACUUUUUGGCGGCAACCAGAGCACUACUCAGCAGCAACAACAGCAAAAGCCUACAUUGUCUCUGUUUGGGGGUCAGAAUACUGGGAUGCAGCAACAACCUCAACAACAGACUCCCGCCACUGGCACCGUCGUUCCGGGCGUGAAGGUCGACGUCAGCAAUCUGCUACCGACUACGAAGUUCGAAAGCUGUGCGGACGAGCUGAAGAAACAGAUCGAAACCAUUGACACGUUUAUUCUUAACCAGAUCCAUAUGUGCAAUGAGGUUUCAGAUCUUCUUCCAACCAUUGCCAACCAAGGGUCGACAAUUCCAAAUGAUGUUGAAUUCGUGCAGGGAAAGCUUGACACGAUGCAGCAUGCUCUAGAAAAUGAUGCCAGCGACAUUGACCAUGUUCGCAAGCUGGUUUCCCGCGAUGCUGCUGAGGCCCAAGUGGCAUUCCGUGCGAUUGAUACUCUUAAGCUCCCCAUGCAAUAUCAGCCCGCCACCGGUUCGGGUUGGUGGUCUGCCCCAGAUCAGCAGUUGUCAGAACGACAGUCGCUGCGAACCACGCUUAGAAACCGUAAGAGUACACUCGCCCUGCCGGAUGAUGUGGAAGCCGAUCCUUCCACUGCGGAAUCCGUGAACGGUGUGCCAGUCAAUCUUGUCGAUUACUUCUCUCAGCGGUCCGACGAAAUGAGCUCCGUCCUCGACACCUACAAACGCAAUAUCAAGGAGAUCGAAGACCACCUUUACGGCGUGGAGCUCACGCUUCAGCGACAGAUCAACGAGUUCGUGUCGUCGCGCAGCCGUGAAGGAGCUGCAGGAGGUGCUGGAUCCAAGACCGCUCUCAACGAUCUUGCUGCAGUCCUUGGAGAUGUGGAGGCUGGUAUCUUUGGCGUUGCAAGUAGGUUGGGUAGUGCUAAAGAAGAAGUCCAGGAAUUAGUUCUGGGGCCGCCAGCUCUUGGAGGACGACUCGGCUAG